UAUUUGACAUGACUGGUGCAGUCACAUGAAUGUUUUUAGUCGCCCUUUGCUCCAGCUGUAAUUGGCCUCUCCGUGAAGGUCUUUAUCCAGAUCAUCCUCAACCUCCUGUUUCCUAUUUCCAUAGUUCACCAUUUUUGAAAGAAGGUGGAGUGAGUUCAAAUCUGUGAUCCUUUUUGCAGCAUCACCAUAUUUUGUGUUUGCAAACGUCUGCAGUUUUGUUGGCGUCUUUAAUGUUGCUGCAAUGAUGGCUGGAGUUUGGUUAACUUUGUGUCCUCUAUUCACAUUAUGUAUUUGCACACUCUGUUUAGAUGUGAGUGAAAUUCAAGUUCCUAAAGAUGAUGGUAUUUCUGGAGUGGUGUUGGUUCAAACCAAGGACAAGAAAUACAGUUUUAAUGCCACAACAGCCAAAGAGGCAUGUAAUGCUAUUAAAAUGAGAAUCGCUUCAAAGGCUGAAGUGGAGACAGCAAACAAACAUGGCUUACAGACAUGCAGGUUCGGCUGGAUUGAAGAGCAAGUAGCAGUUAUACCACGAAUUGACAGAAACCCAAACUGUGGUAAAAACAGUACAGGCAUUUCUGUAUGGAGAGCUGACAUCAGCAGAACGUUUGAUGUUUAUUGUAUUAAGCCAGCAGGUCCCGAUGAACAUUUUGAAACAUCAACAAGUCUUGAAUCUACAACAGAAAGGAGAAGAACACCAUCAACCACCCAUUCUUCUACGAUAUCAAUCCAGACAUCAACAACUCAUUCUACCUCUUCUCCUGUCACAUCCCUUCCUCCCUAUUCACCCACCCCGUCCAUUUCCUUUGUUUUCAACACUUCCUCAAAAACAUAUAGCACUGUUAGUCUUUCUAGCUUCAGUAAAAUAACUUCUCAGGCAACAACAAGCCCCCGGCUUCACUCAUCUCCCAAAACCUUGACCGAAGUCUUGACCUCACCCAUUUUAUCGUCCUCUCUUUCAUUCACUAAUACUGUUGUUCAACAUACCUCACCUUCAACAGGCCAGCCCGGUCUGUCCCAGGCUGCUGGACCUUAUAAACCUUCCAUUAGAGUUCCAAAAGCAGUUGUUAUCGUCUCUGUUAUGCUGCUACUGCUGUUAGCAGCCGUAGGGACAGCUUGGUAUCUCAAAAUCAAAGGAGGACAACAGUUUCCAUCCUGGACGAGAAUGGGGCAAACAGAUUUUACCGAAACUGAGAUGUGCCAACACAUUAUUGACAGGCACUGUAUGCAAGAACAGACGAGCAAAGACAACAACAAUAGGAAAUUUGACAACAUCAUCCUUCGGAUGGAACAAGAUCCCGACACAGACUAACCCUAAGAACUGAAGAGAGAGAGAGAGAGAGAGAGAGAGAGAGAGAGAGAGAGAGAGAGAGAGAUCGUUCAGAUUUCAUUGAUAUCAAACUGUGCUAGACCUUUGUGUUUUUCAUUUCGUUACUUUGCAGUUCAGUUAUUCUAAUGGACACUAUUUGUAUUACUAUUUUUAUUGUAAUAAAAGCAUAGGCUCCAGACAUUCUAAUAAACAGACAACUGAAAAGAUAAACAUCAUGUAGGCCUACCAUAAUGUUCAGGAAUAAUUUAUUAAACCUGGAAAAAAUAGUUAAUAGUUAACAUUACGCAACAACAAACAAUACCAGCAAAAUGAAAUAGGUUAUAUCAGACGACUUAUAUAAUCAGGUUUAUUAAAAAUACAGAAAUAUUGCAAUGAGGUCAAUAUGGACUUCAUUUCAUCCAGUCCAGUUUUCACUAUAUGCAUUGUUAGGGGAAGAUACAUCAUCCUAUAGAAUGUAGGGAUUUCAAUUUAGCGUAUGAUUGUAGUCCAUUUUACAAUUUACUGCAAAGCCAAGAAACACAUUUUAGCAUUUUUAUUAUGUAAAUAAAGAAAAUUGUCUUUAAUAAAUCUGGAAAACUAUUGAAUCAUGAAUAUCAAGAUAUUUGUUAGCGUAAUAAACAUGUAAUAUCAAAAAUACAAGCAGAUGUAAAUACUUAUAAAUUGAUUAUAAAAGACGUUGUUUAACACAACACAUCGUUUUUGGCAGCUUGUUUUGUUACCAUACAACAAUAAAUGAACAUGCAUUAC
Messenger RNA from Triplophysa dalaica, 2074 nucleotides. RefSeq names its product lymphatic vessel endothelial hyaluronic receptor 1b (gene lyve1b). Gene Ontology annotation, molecular function: transmembrane signaling receptor activity; hyaluronic acid binding. The transcript has 6 exons. Gene Ontology annotation, biological process: cell adhesion. The record is from RefSeq and is a predicted model, not a curated record. Gene Ontology annotation, cellular component: plasma membrane. Bases 242 to 1309 code for a protein of 355 amino acids. Lineage: Eukaryota; Metazoa; Chordata; Actinopteri; Cypriniformes; Nemacheilidae.